AUGUCUUCAAAUCAAAAAAUUCUAGCAAACUACAUUGAUGUGCACAUAGAAUUGCUGGCAAAAAAAUUAACCAGUACCAAAAGAAGUAUUUUAUACGACAUUAAACGCAGGAGUGACGGUGAAAAUUUGAAUCCUGCUCUAUCAACUGACCGAAAAUUGGAUGAAUCUUGGAAGAAGAAACUUGGAAUAAAGUUACCUAUCAGCGAUCCAAAGAACUUUUUGACAUUCGAUGCUGAUAUAAACACAAAUAUUGAAAAACGCAAUGCGAUUAAAACCAUGUUUGAAAUCACCACUGAUGGUUGUUUUGAUUAUGUAAAAGCCAUAAAAUUAAUAUUGGCUGCAAUAAUUACAAAAGAAGUCCAAUUACUCUACAGUGGUUGUGGACGUAAAAUGAAAAAUAUUGGAAAGCUCAACUUUAGUGCUACUCAUAUUUUUAAAGUGAUUGAAGAGUUCAUCACUGAUCAAUACGGUAAUCAAAACCGUACAUUAAAAGUACUGACUACUGUAAGUACCUAUCUUUCUGGUGCAAAAGAU
Cotesia congregata is the source of this 534-nucleotide messenger RNA. NCBI's taxonomy places the organism in Eukaryota, Metazoa, Arthropoda, Insecta, Hymenoptera, Braconidae. The record is from the annotation of a GenBank genome assembly.